CAGAGCAAUAUUCUUCUUCUUCUUCUUCAUUCUCUCUUCAAUGGCCAAGAUCCAGCCCCUGCCUGCGCCCCCCUCGCCGUCGUCCUCCGAUGAUCACCGCCAGGGCCAGCAGGCGUACACGGUAUGGAUGAAGUCGCUGGUCUUCAACGGCAACGGCUGCGCGGUGUACGACAGCGACGGCGCCGUCACCUUCCGCGUCGACAACUACGGCUGCAGGGGCGGCCGCGAGGUCCUCCUCAUGGACCGCGCCGGCAACGCCCUCAUCAGGAUCAGACGCAAGGGCUUCGGCAUGUUCAGGAGGUGGGACGUCUGCCGGUGCGAAGACGAGGAGGCGACGCCGUGGUUCACCGUGCGGCGGGCCGAGAAGGGCGGGGCCGCCGUGGUGAUGCACGGCGGCGCAGCCACCUGCUACAGGAUCGACAGGUGCUGCGCACGCAAGCCCGACUACAAAGUGAGCGGCGUGGACGGCGCGGCCGUGGCGGACGUCGCGCGGAAGCAGACGGCGGCCGGAGUGGUGCUCGGGGAGGACGUGCUGACGCUGACGGUGGCGGCCGAGGCGGAUCACCUGCUCGUCCUGGGCUUGGUCGUGGUGCGUGGCCUCAUCAACCGCUCCUUGUGAUGGAUGCAUGGAUGAUGGAUUAAACGGCGAUCAUCUCCUUCCGGUCCAGUUCUCCCUACCUAGGAACGUAGAUGAGAGUUUUUUCAGACGAACAAUUUAGGAAGUUUUUGCCCAAACUGAGGACAGGGUGACUCUUUUUGGUGUAUUCUUUUCACUUCUACUUUUUCCCCUUUCUCAAAGGA
Molecule: messenger RNA, 801 nt
Organism: Triticum aestivum (bread wheat)
Lineage: Eukaryota; Viridiplantae; Streptophyta; Magnoliopsida; Poales; Poaceae
Product: protein LURP-one-related 11-like
Exons: 1
Coding region: 41-619 (192 amino acids)
Source: RefSeq, a predicted model, not a curated record